AUUUAUUAUCAAACAUAGGAUGAUUUCCCCUGAAAAUUUAUCUGACAAGGUAAGAUAGUGUAAAUAUUUUUAGUACGAAGAUCAAUUCUCAAGACUGGAAAAAGCUGUAAUGAUUGAUACUAAAUUUUAUAGAUGAUCGAGUUAUUCAAAUAUGAGAACUUGCUAAAUAAUGAAUAUUUGGUAAGGAAGUUCGAAACAGACAUUGCAAAACCAGAUCAUUAUUUGUUAUAAUAUGUGGUGGUGUAAAGGGAAAAUUCUAUUAAGAAUCAGUAUGUGCAAAAUGAAUAGAAUGAUAGAAAACAAUAUCAUCUGAUCUUGACAGCUGUAUGAUUAUGAUGUAAUCCAUAAAUUUAGAUACUGAAGAAGUAUAAUAACUAAUUAUGGAACUUUGAUCACGGACUUCUACUUAUUAGACCCUAUUUCCGUAGUGAAAGGAAGAGAAUUCUAAUAAAAUCAAGUGCAUCCAAUAUUAGUAGUAUAAAGGAAUCGCUUAGAAGUGCUGGAUAGAAUAGAGAAUAAUUAUAGUUUGAAGAAGAAAUAUAUUAGGCUGAUAAAAGUCUAAUUAAAUUGACAUUGACCUGUCAGAGUGAAUAGUGUGCAGAUGAGAUUUUCACUUAUUUGAUGUCCAACAAAUCGAAGUUGCAAAUAGACUCGGUCAUGAUGCAAAGUGUUGAUUACUUGGACGAAUUCCAUAAGCAAAUCAAUUUGAAGAAGUGUGCAAUGAUAUAGAAUAAGAAACCACAUUAGCAUGAUGAUUAUGAUGAGGAAAUUGAGAGACAUGAUAAUAAAGGUUAUCAGAAUUCUGGUUAUUCAAAAGGGAGAGGAAGAUAGAAUUAUGGAUAACAAGACUAGCAAGAUAACGAAGACUACAAAAAUUCAAGAGGGAAGGGCAGAUUUGAUAGAAAACAAGGGAAUAGAUAAAAUAAUGUAAUGAUUUCGCUCCAUAAGUUAGCAAUACUUUCAAAAGGGGGAAUCUCAAUAGCAGUAUCAAUUGGUUCCGAAAAGUAUAGUCCACAAAACACCGAAGUAAUAAGUUAAGUAGGACCCAAUCGAUUAAAAUGAUUUCCCAACUUUGGGUGCAUUAUAGAAUUGAGUAGUAUGAAUAAAU
Molecule: messenger RNA, 1108 nt
Organism: Paramecium octaurelia
Lineage: Eukaryota; Ciliophora; Oligohymenophorea; Peniculida; Parameciidae
Source: the annotation of a GenBank genome assembly